This is a messenger RNA of Melitaea cinxia (Glanville fritillary), 4770 nucleotides long. RefSeq names its product RNA polymerase-associated protein CTR9 homolog (gene Ctr9). The transcript is spliced from 19 exons. The record is from RefSeq and is a predicted model, not a curated record. Bases 188 to 3832 code for a protein of 1214 amino acids. Gene Ontology annotation, molecular function: RNA polymerase II complex binding. Lineage: Eukaryota; Metazoa; Arthropoda; Insecta; Lepidoptera; Nymphalidae. Gene Ontology annotation, cellular component: Cdc73/Paf1 complex. Gene Ontology annotation, biological process: regulation of DNA-templated transcription.
UUUUGCAUGCUUUUUGAGUGCAGAUAUUUUACCUAUAAUUUAUAUCUAUUAAUUGUUGACAAGUUACAAGUUGAAGUUGACUUCAAUGUUUUUGAGUUGUGUGAUUUUUCUGUGAAGUUAGCGACUCAACUUGUAAAAAAAUAUGUUUAAUUUUUGAUUAAGUGUAUUGUUACAAUAAAACAUCAAAAUGUCGGUUGAAAUACCGUUGAUGAGCACGGAUGAGGUGAUAGACCUAGAUCCAGAACAACUACCUUCUGGAGAUGAAGUGCUUAGUAUUCUGCAACAGGAGCGAUCCCAGCUCAACGUCUGGAUUAAUGUCGCACUUGCAUAUUAUAAACAAAAGAAAAUCGACGAUUUCCUUAAAAUACUUGAAGCAUCCCGUGUGGAUGCUAAUAUUGACUAUAGAGACUUUGAACGAGAUCAAAUGCGCGCUCUUGACAUGUUGGCUGCGUAUUACGUUCAAGAAGCUAACAAAGAGAAGUCGAAGGAUAAGAAAAAGGAGCUAUUUACAAAAGCAACUCUCCUUUAUACAAUGGCAGAUAAAAUAAUUAUGUAUGACCAGAACCAUCUUCUUGGGCGAGCAUAUUUCUGUCUUCUCGAGGGAGAUAAAAUGGGCCAAGCUGACACACAGUUCAACUUUGUGCUUAAUCAGUCACCAAAUAAUGUUCCAUCUUUACUCGGUAAAGCUUGUAUAGCAUUUAAUAGGAAAGACUACCGCGGAGCGUUAGCUUUCUAUAAAAAGGCAUUGAGAACUAAUCCAAACAGUCCAGCGGCAUUACGUUUAGGAAUGGGACACUGUUUUAUGAAGCUUAACAAUCAGGAAAAAGCUAGAAUGGCCUUUGAGAGAGCCCUGCAACUGGAUCCCCAGUGUGUAGGUGCAUUAGUUGGCCUUUCUAUAUUGAAACUGAACUUACAAGAAAGUGAAUCCAACAAGAUGGCCGUCAUCAUGCUAUCAAAGGCAUAUGCAAUUGAUCCAAAAAACCCUAUGGUGCUAAAUCACCUGGCUAACCACUUCUUUUUCAAAAAGGACUAUAGCAAAGUGCAACAUUUAGCGCUUCACGCAUUUCAUAAUACUGAGAAUGAGGCGAUGAGAGCAGAGAGUUGCCACCAUCUUGCUCGAGCUUUUCAUGCUCAAGGGGACUGUGUUCAAGCCUUCCAAUAUUAUUAUCAGGCGACCCAGUUCGCCCCGCCUAAUUUUGUAUUGCCGCAUUAUGGUUUAGGUCAAAUGUAUAUAUAUAGGGGGGAUACUGAAAAUGCAGCGCAGUGUUUCGAAAAAGUUCUUAAGGCUCAGCCGGGCAAUUAUGAAACAAUGAAAAUUCUUGGUUCAUUAUAUGCCAAUUCACCCUCACAACUACAAAGAGACAUCGCUCGGCAACACUUGAAAAAAGUUACUGAGCAAUUUCCAGAUGACGUUGAAGCUUGGAUUGAACUUGCUCAAAUAUUGGAACAAAAUGAUCUCCAGGGCUCAUUAAAUGCUUAUUCAACUGCAAUGAAGAUUUUAAAAGAAAAAGUGAAUGCUGAUAUACCAGCUGAAAUACUAAACAACGUUGCAGCCUUACACUACAGACUCGGUAACUUGUCUGAAGCUAAGAAAUAUCUUGAAGAUGCGUUAGAAAGGGAAAAGGCCGACGCCGAGACUCUGGAUGCACAGUAUUACAAUUCUAUUGCUGUUACCACUAUGUAUAAUUUAGCGAGACUUAACGAAGCUUUAUGCAUUUAUAAUAAAGCUGAGAAAUUAUAUAAGGACAUUUUAAAGGAACAUCCUAAUUAUAUUGAUUGCUAUUUACGAUUGGGUUGCAUGGCUCGAGAUAAGGGUCAAAUCUAUGAAGCGUCAGAUUGGUUCAAGGAAGCACUCAAAGUGAACACAGAGCAUCCAGAUACUUGGUCUCUGUUAGGUAACCUACAUUUAGCCCAACAGGAAUGGGGACCUGGGCAGAAGAAGUUCGAAAGAAUUCUGCAGAACUCUUCUACUUCUAAUGAUGCAUAUUCGCUUAUUGCUCUUGGAAAUGUAUGGUUACAAACUCUACACCAGCCGUGUCGUGAAAAAGACAGAGAGAAGAGACACCAAGAGAGGGCACUGGCUAUGUAUAAGCAAGUCCUUAAGAAUGACCCGAAGAAUAUAUGGGCUGCUAAUGGAAUUGGAUGUGUUUUGGCACAUAAGGGUUGUAUAAAUGAAGCACGUGAUAUCUUUGCACAAGUGCGAGAAGCGACUGCAGACUUUCCAGAUGUAUGGAUGAACAUUGCACACAUCUAUGUUGAACAGAAGCAGUACAUCAAUGCUAUACAGAUGUAUGAGAACUGCAUCCGCAAGUUCCGCUUACACCACGACGUGGAGUGGCUGACGUGGCUGGCGCGGGCGCAGACUCUGGCCGGCCGAGCACGCGCCGCGCGCGCCGCGCUACUCAGGGCCCGUCGUGUGGCGCCGCACGACGCCGCGCUGCUGCACAACACGGCGCUGGCGCUGCGCCGCCUCGCCGCGCACGUGCUCAAGGACGAGCGCUCCGAGCUGCGCGUCGUGCUGCGCGCCGUGCACGAGCUGCACGUGUCGCACAGAUACUUCCAGCGGCUGUCGGGCGGCGGCGCCGGCGCGAGCGCGGCCGCGGCCGAGCCCGCGCCGGCGGAGGGCGCGGAGCGGCGCGGCGAGAGCGCGGCGGCGGCGGCCGAGGCGCGCACGUGCGCCGACCUGCUGUCGCAGGCGCAGUGGCACGUGGCGCGCGCGCGCCGCCAGCACCAGGAGGAGCUCACGCUGCGCGACCGCCAGCGCGAGCAGCGCGAGGCCUUCCGCCGCCAGCAGGAAGAGGAGAGAAAACGUCGCGAGGAAGAACAGGCAAAGAGCACAGUAGAAAUGCUACAAAAACGACAGGAGUACAAAGAAAAGACGAAGAACGCCCUUCUAUUCGCCGAAAUGCCCUCUGAGAGCAAGUCUAAGGGCAGAGGUAGGAGGCGAGAUGAGUACGUCUCUGACUCUGGCAGUGAACCCGACCGGCCUCGGGAGGAACGCAAGGAAAGCAAGCGCAAACGCAAGCGUGAUGGAGAGGGCAAGGGAACCGGACGUUCGAGAAAAAAGAGAGAAAACCGUGGCUCUAACAGUGACAGUGAUGCUCCUAAGAAGCGUUCGCGAAAGAAGGGAGAAAGGGGUAUCGGACGUCGCGAAAAAGCUAAAACGGCGGAAGAGAAGCUUGGCGCGAAACAACGAGCCAAGAUCGUGUCUAAGGAAACUAUAUCGACAUCCGAGUCGGACUCGGAUAAUAAUCGCAAGUCGCGUAGCCGUAGUCGUAGUGGCAGUCGCAGCGGUAGUCGCAGCCCGCCCGCUACUAAAGGGAGAAAGAGGAUCAUGUCUGCGUCUGAUAGUGAUCGGUCCCGAUCAAAGAGCCGGUCGAAGUCUCGCAGCCGAUCGCGUUCAGGAUCAGUUAAAAGCCGUUCUAGAUCCAAAAGCAGAUCUAGAUCUAAGAGCCGAUCUAGAUCCAAGAGUCGAUCUAGAUCUAAGAGUCGAUCCAGGUCCAAGAGUAGAUCUAGAUCUAAAAGUGGAUCGAGGUCUAAAAGCCGCUCUAGAUCUAAAUCCGGGUCGAGAUCCAAAAGCCGUUCUCGAUCGAAGAGCAGAUCUAGAUCUAAGAGCAGAUCUAGAUCUAAAAGUGGUUCCCGAUCCAAGAGUCCGUCUAGAUCGAGGUCCAGGUCUAAAAGCCGUUCGAGAUCGAAGUCAAAGAGCGCAUCGAGAUCAAGAAGCCGUUCCGGAUCUAGAUCCCAUUCGGAAUCAAGAUCAGAAUCAAGGAACUCGAGACCUGCUACACCGGAAUCUAGGAAGUCUGUUUCAGCAAGUGAAGAUGAAGCUUAGAUGUAUUUGUGUAAAUAUAAUUUACUCGUGUGGUAAAACUGUAAUUUUCUUUCAAAUAGAUGACUAUAAAAAAAAUUUCUAUUAAAAAAAUUUAAAAACAGUGGAAAUUAUGAAUGUUAUAUUUUAAACCAACCAUCACUGACUUUGUUAAUAUUUUCCGUAAAAAGAGAUGUACAGUCAAAAUAUAAAACUUGAAUUUGUGAAAAAUUAUAAAAUAUUUACAUUCUAUGUAAUUCCUUCUACAGUUUAGACUCUCUCACAAUGCGACCUGCGUCCAAUCUGUUUAACAUGUAAAAGCAUGCAGAGCAAAGAAAUAAAUAUAAAAACAAUUUUGUAAAGCAUUAAUUUCAUCAAGACCGACGUUGAAAAAAGGCAUAUUUUCAAGAUAUAUGUCACAUCCAAGCUGUUUCUGUCAAAGUUCUUACUUGAUGUUAUUACAUCUGAAGCUUUUGCUAUGACAUAUUAUUCAUUGUGAAAACUUUCAAUAAAUCUAACAAGUAUUACAAAUAGAUCUGUGAGUCAUAUAAUAUUCAAUAAAGAAACUAAUUUUUGUUUGCUUCAUUCCAAAAUGCCAUACAAUGCUUCAAUUAUAAUGCAUGAAAAUUAUACAUUUGAUUGUGAAUACUUAGUUAACAACAUUGACCUCUUUUAAGUCCAUUUUCAAUGUAAAUUGAUUUGUUAAAGUAACUAAUUUGUUUUAUAAAUUCAAAUUAUAAACACAACAUAUAAAAAUUGUUCUUUUACAAAAAUUAAUUACAUGUAAGUGUUUUUUCUUAUAAAAUAAAAUGAUGUGCAGUCAUUUUCAGUGUAUUUAUAUUUUAACAUAAUUAUGACUUCAAGUAAGUUAUGAAUACUCGUUUAUUCCCUCUGAAAUUUGGUAAGGUAAUGUUAAUGUUUCUUAAUUGUAAAGUUCAUUCGUUCAAUAUAGUAUUAACAGC